ACCUCCUCUCUCCACCACUUCACUGCCCUCUCGGUGCGCCGUCACCACCGCGCCACCGUCUCGGUCCUCCACCACCGCUGACGACCUGCACAGAAAAAAGGGGGCACCGAAACCCAAGUCGCCGCCAGCACAGAAAUCGCCGCCUCGCGCCUGCUGCUCGACCGCCUCGUCGCCCACUUCUUCGAUCGCGCCAUCAAGGCACUCGACCUCUGCAACGUUGUCUGCGACGGGCUCGACCUCGUCCGCCAAUGGCGCAAGCAUCUCGCCAUCGCCGUCGCAGUACUCGCCCGACCCCGUCGCGCCGGUCGGGGAGGCCCAGAUCCACCGCGCCCACAAGGCGGCAUCGUCCCUAGCCGCCGCAAGCGGCAAAUCCAGGCUGCCUCGAGCAGGCGCGGGCUCACGUGGCAGAUCUACACGGCGCGGCCGUGGGAUGGCUCGCCGUCUGCGCAUACGUGGCGUGGCUCUGGGAUCUACAGCACCUCGCCGUGCUCCAUGCCGUGCAGGCACUCGAUAAGAUCAACACCGCCCUUUACCGUCUCUUCUCUCUCCCCCCAACAGCGGCAAGAGGGCAGAUCGGCUCCACGCGGCGGCUACCGGCCAGGGGUCGAGUGGGUACAUCACCGGCGGGGACGAGGCGCUGAUUUAGUUCCCCGGCGGGGAGACACUCAUGGUGGACGCGAUCCUUGAGGCACCCGGGGAGGUUGAAAUCUUCCAUUUUUGGUCGUUGGAGAGUUCCCUGGUGUGAGGUCUUGAGGUUGGAUUGUGACCGGGAGGUUGAAGGAGACUAAUAGCUUCGAUAUCGGAUAGCGAGAUGACGAAUCAUGGGAGCAUAUGGGAGUUGGAUCAGAACCUUGAUAAGCCCAUGGAUGAGGAGGCUAGCAGGCUCAAAAACAUGUACAGAGAAAAGGUGGCACGUUUGCUCUGUAUUCUUUACUUUGCCGGCAUGCAAAGCAAAAGUAAAGAGAUGGCUAGAGGGACGUGCAUAUAAAAAGAAUUGUCUUCUUAUCCUCGUUCUCGUUGGUACCUGUACAGCCAUUGGAGAUGGUAUCCUUACUCCUGCUAUAUCAGUUCUCUCUGCAUCAGGUGGAAUAAGAGUUCAAAAUCAGAAGAUGAGUACAGGUCAACAAUGUUAUUUGUGAAAAUUUUUGGCUCCUGUUGCAACGCACGGGCAUUCAACGCA
Molecule: messenger RNA, 1180 nt
Organism: Phragmites australis (common reed)
Lineage: Eukaryota; Viridiplantae; Streptophyta; Magnoliopsida; Poales; Poaceae
Product: putative potassium transporter 12
Exons: 5
Coding region: 822-1139 (105 amino acids)
Biological process (GO): potassium ion transmembrane transport
Cellular component (GO): membrane
Molecular function (GO): potassium ion transmembrane transporter activity
Source: RefSeq, a predicted model, not a curated record